UAAGUAUAAUUCGGAUUUGUAAUAAGAAAGUAUAAUUUAACAAUUUACAUUGUGCGUUGUGUAUUUUUAUACAUUGUAAACAAUCGUGAAAAUUCAACAAAUUUUCCAUUAUUUUUAUCAGACUUGAUUUAAUUAAGUACAUCAUAAUACCCACCACAACGGUAGCGGUAUUAAACUGUCUGUGUAAAGGUUAUAACCAAAUAUUUACUAAUACAUUUACGCAGUACCAGUACUAUAUAAAAAUAAAAAUUCUUCUUUAAUCUUGAAUUUUAUUAUGUUCAUACGGGUGGAGUCAUGGACAUUCAACAAGCACAAAAAACAGAUAAAAUUGUCCAAAUGGGCGAUGAAGAGGGACAUCUUGUUCUAUCACCAAGUGGUAAAGUAAACGUGCAACAAUCCUCCACAGAGCCAGUCCUCAACUUCUUAGACUAUCACAGAUUGGUCAACGCCUCUUGGCCGGAAACCCUAGUGGUCUUCUUAUCUGUAGUCAUUUCAUCUUUCUUUAUCUUCGGAACAUUGUAUUGGCUGAUCUGCCAGUCCCACGGCGACUUCGAGUCCGACCAUCUACCCGAAAUGCAAAAAUCAUCGAAUUUUACUCCCUGCAUCUACCACAUGUACAACUACGCGUCCUGCAUACUCUUCAGCAUUGAAACUCAGUACAAAGUGGCGUACGGGAUCAAAGCGACCACAGACGAGUGUCCGGAGGCGAUUUUCGUCAACGCAGUGGAGUGUUUAAUCGGUUUGGUCAUACAGGGGUUCAUGAGUGCCAUCAUCUUCUCCAAGAUGACUAAACCGAAGCUGAGAUCGAACACAUUAUUGUUCUCGAAGAAUGCUCUCUUAACAGUGGAUCAAGGGGUACCGUAUUUUAAAUUUAGAAUAGGUGAUCUUAGAGAAAAUCAUAUUUUUAACGUGUCUUGCCGAGCUGUAUAUGUGGCUAGGCAUACAAGAACAAGAGAAGGUGACGUUAUCAGUUAUCAACAAACACUUUUAGAUUUAAAAUCGGAUGGUUGCAAGGAUAACAUGUUCUUUAAUUGGCCGUUAGUGAUGUCGCAUAAGAUCACCAAUGAAUCACCACUGCAUGGAUACAUUUUCGGCACGAAUAAAGAUAGAUUUGAAGUGAUAGUUGUACUGGAAGGUAUCAUGCAAAGCACCGGACUUGUUACCCAAGAUAUGACCGGAUAUUUAGCUGAGGAUAUUGUUCUUGGGAGGGAGUUUGCUAAUAUGACAACUUUUAAAAAGGAUAAGAAUGAGUUUGAGAUUGAUUUUUCCAAGUUUGAUACUAUUUUAGGAAUUAUAAAAUGACUCGAAAUAAUUUUUUUGAAGAAUAAAGCUAAUAAAGGUUUUACACAUG
This is a messenger RNA of Aethina tumida (small hive beetle), 1351 nucleotides long. RefSeq names its product G protein-activated inward rectifier potassium channel 4-like. The transcript is spliced from 2 exons. Gene Ontology annotation, cellular component: plasma membrane. Gene Ontology annotation, molecular function: inward rectifier potassium channel activity. Lineage: Eukaryota; Metazoa; Arthropoda; Insecta; Coleoptera; Nitidulidae. The record is from RefSeq and is a predicted model, not a curated record. Gene Ontology annotation, biological process: potassium ion import across plasma membrane; regulation of monoatomic ion transmembrane transport. The coding region runs from base 295 to 1302 and encodes 335 amino acids.